AUGAUCUCAGGAAUACAUGCACAGGCGCUUUUCAAGCGAUAUGAGCAAUUAAAGCUCGUUGAAUUAAGCAAAAAUGAUCUUAUCGAGGAUUUAUUACGACGUGUGAGCGAGCUCGAAGACGCUUAUCACCAAGUCAAAGUUGAACAUGAACGUGAAAUUCGUUACAACCGAGAUAUACAGCUCCAUGAGAUGGAGUUAAUGGAGCAGAUAAAGCGAGUUAAAAAAAUAAUGGAUCGUGAACCGUUCGUUAUUGUACUCCUCGAUGGCGAUAAAACACUAUUCCUUGAUCAAUAUAUCCGCGCUGGAGAGCAAGGUGGAAAGGAUGCUGCGAAUAAGCUGGCUGCUGAUUUGGGUGAAUACGUCUCAGAACAUCUUCCCAACGUCGCCUCGCCGAAAAUAGUCGUCCGUAUAUUUGCGAAUGUUAAAGGUCUUGGCAAUACAUAUCACCAAGCUGCCAUAAUCGAUAAGACAUUAGUGAUGGAUGAUUUUGUGCGGGGAUUUAAUGAGAGUGGCCUGCUCUUCGACUUUAUCGAUGUCGGACAAGGCAAGGGUAGUGCAGAAGAUAAGAUUUCAGAAACCUUAAAGCUCAAUAUUUAUAGCUGUCACUGCCACCAGAUCUACCUAGGAUUCUCUCAUAAAAACGGCUGCACCGAGCUCCUGCAAGAAACGAUGGAGGAUAUUGACCUUACAGGACGAGUCUCCUUGAUUGAAAGCAUUCCUUCAGAAAAGGAGCUGGAUGAUCUCAAGGCUUCUUUCCGCAUUACCCAGUUCUCGGGUAUCUUUCGCAGCACCGAGAUCUCUUCAAGUCCCAUUGCGUCAGUGAAGACGCCAGUCAAGACUCAGAACGCGAUGCUCUCGCCUCAUCCACGAUCUGCCUCUUUGACGCGGACGUCGACGAAUACUUCAACGAGCUCUGCUACUCCGACCUCUUGGUCAUCGUGGGCGUCGGUAACUGCGUCAAAUCCCGGUGACGUGACUCUUCAGUCUCUAAAACCAGCCAGUGCUGCGGCACCAAAGACACCUGUUGUCGAGCGAAAUAAGCUUGGCCAGCGGAUUGAUCGCAUGGAUUUUAAGUCUGUCUCCAAGGAGGAAUUGAGUCGAAUCAAGAAGAUGAAACUCUGCAACCUUUAUUUCUUACUUGGAGAAUGCCCGAAUACGAACUGCUAUCACGACCAUGAUUAUAAACUCUCGAAAGAAGAAAAGGACGUCCUACGUGCUGUUGCUCGCAUGACACCAUGCCAUUUUGGAAUGACAUGCGAUGACCCAAAAUGCAUUUAUGGACAUCGCUGCCCUCAGAGCGAAACUGGAAAGAAAGAGUGUCAUUGGGGCAGCAGUUGUCGCUUUGAGCCUGCACAGCAUGGAAUCGAUCUGAACGUGGUCAAAGUCACCAAGAUCUAA
This is a messenger RNA of Talaromyces marneffei, 1398 nucleotides long. RefSeq lists its product as uncharacterized. Bases 1 to 1398 code for a protein of 465 amino acids. The transcript is spliced from 4 exons. Lineage: Eukaryota; Fungi; Ascomycota; Eurotiomycetes; Eurotiales; Trichocomaceae. Gene Ontology annotation, molecular function: metal ion binding. The record is from RefSeq and is a predicted model, not a curated record.